ACUGCACAGCGGUGGCUGAAUUUCAACUCAGUACUGAACUCUAUUUCUCAGAGUCGUACACAAGUCGCCAACCGUCGCGCGAAACGUUCCGCGUUACUUUCCUCAAGGUUAUUCACGGUCGUCUUUCCCACUAUUCAACAUGCCAGGAGUAAGAGAUAUCAGCGCCGAUGCUUUCAUUACCGCAUAUGCUUCCCAUCUCAAGCGGUCGGGAAAGCUUGAAGUCCCAACAUGGGUCGACAUUGUUAAAACCGGGUCUUUCAAGGAGCUUGCACCUUACGACCCAGACUGGUACUACGUCCGUGCAGCUGCUGUUGCACGACACAUCUACCUCCGCAAAGACGUCGGUAUCGGUGCAUUGACAAAACUUCACGGUGGCCGCAACAGACGCGGCAACCGCCCAUCACACCACGCCGACUCCUCUGCCUCCGUCCAAAGAAAAGUCUGUCAAUCGCUGGAGAAGAUUGGUGUCUUGGAGCAGACCGACAAUGGUGGACGACGGAUAAGCCAAGACGGCCAGCGGGAUUUGGACCGUAUUGCAACAGCUGUCGUCGAGGCUGCAAAGGAGGAGGAGGAUGAAGAGGAGGAAGGUGAAGAGGAGGAAGAGGAGGAGGAAGAGGAGUAAACUGAUAUCCACCUCCACUUGCUAAUCCUGCAUUGUCGCUUGCUCUGCACGUGGUCACCAUGGAUAUUAUGACGAUACGGUAUGAUGCAUGCAUAUCUUUAAAAAUAUGGCACUUCACUGCUUUUUCCAUUAUCUGACGUUGUUUUUUUAAUUCCAUGGCCACUUGCAUCCAGUGAGUGCUGCUGUUUCACCAUUUUUGGGCUGUUAUACGUGAAUGGACGCUGAUAAGACCCAAUAUAUUUCACUGAGUGCAGAUUGAAGAGCGUUUUUAUUUUCUGUGCCGAAUUUCAGGUGAAAAUUUGGCACAUGACCACAUAACCACCACGACCAUGGCGAUCUACGUGUUUCCCCUGUCUUGCGAAGUUUAAGAACCACAAUCACAAUCACAAUUAUUUCCUACCAAGAAUUGACCACUA
Suillus discolor is the source of this 1038-nucleotide messenger RNA. RefSeq names its product ribosomal protein S19e. The transcript is spliced from 3 exons. The record is from RefSeq and is a predicted model, not a curated record. Gene Ontology annotation, molecular function: RNA binding; structural constituent of ribosome. Gene Ontology annotation, biological process: ribosomal small subunit assembly; translation. Bases 140 to 622 code for a protein of 160 amino acids. Gene Ontology annotation, cellular component: ribosome; cytosolic small ribosomal subunit. NCBI's taxonomy places the organism in Eukaryota, Fungi, Basidiomycota, Agaricomycetes, Boletales, Suillaceae.